AUGGGGUGUUCUUGUAGUUUGUGCAGAUGCGAUGGAAGGGGAGAUAGUGAGGGAUCGAUGGAAGAUGGUUGUCGGAGGGAGCAGCGCCCGGAAGCAGGUUGUCGGAGGAAUCGCAGCAAUGGAAGAUCGUUGUCGGAGGAAGAUGAUGUCGCCGUUGAUUGUUGUUCAUGGGAUGGAAUUGAUUGUGAUGAUACAGGGAAUCGGGUGGUGGAGUUGUCGUUGCCUGAUAGAGGUCUUCGUGGUGUAAUCCCUUCUUCUCUUCAAUCUCUCAACACUCUCUCCCUCCUAAACUUGUCGUGUAAUUUCCUAUGUGGUCCCCUCCUCGAUGGACUUUUUUCCUCUAUGAACAACCUCCACACCAUUGACGUUAGCUACAUUAGGUUUUCUGGACAGUUACCGGACAUCUUGCCUCCGGACAUCUUGCCUCCUACAAUCCAAUCGUUUAAUUUCUCCGGUAAUUGUUUCAAUGACACGAUUCAAGCUGCGUUUCUCCAGUCAACACCAAGCCUGAUUGCUCUUAAUGUCAACAACAAUACCUUUACUGGCGUCAUUCCUUCCUCUAUAAGCGACAACUCAACAUGA
Lactuca virosa is the source of this 582-nucleotide messenger RNA. The record is from the annotation of a GenBank genome assembly. Lineage: Eukaryota; Viridiplantae; Streptophyta; Magnoliopsida; Asterales; Asteraceae.